CAACACAGAGACAUAGUGGCGGGUAAAAUAACAACAUUGCCACUGCCACGGUUUUGUUUUCACCAAAUCACAGACAUUGCCAACAAUGUAAGUAAGCAACGAUUGACGCAACAACAACGUCAUCAUCGUCAUUCCCUCCUGUUAUGUAGCGUCCUUUGCCCUCAAAAGUUUCCCAUAAUCUGCUGUCAGAUCUGACUCACACGCUGACCACAACAGUUGAAGCAGACCUAUACAAUAGUGCUCAUACAAUGAAGAAUAUAAUACCACCUCUGCAAAGUGCUGUACCAUCCCCUACUUUUCUGUGGAGGUUCAAGGUGACACUCUUUCUGAUAUGGGGCUUUAUUUGCUGCAAGGUUGGUUGGGAUUCUGUCAUGAGAAUGGAUGCGAAUUUGCGAGAUCUGUUUUUAUACGAGGCAUUUUUGUAUUACAACCCUUUUCUUCUAGUGACUAUGAUGGUCUGGCUUUGGGGAGUGAAUUUGUGGGUAUUUCUACAAUCCAAUGUAAUAAGCUAUGCCAAGAUUUUUGAUCUUGAUCAAAACCACCUUUCUCACAAAGAGAUAUGGAAGUGUAGCACUUGGAUGACAAUCAUUGUCCCUACUAGCAUGACUUCUUAUCUCUAUCUCUAUUCUCAUGGGGAAGUUUCUUUGGCUGCAUCUCAACCAGUGCUUCUCUACAUUUUUGUUGCAGUAAUCUUGAUCUUUCCCUUUGAUGUUUUCUAUUUGUCCUCCCGGUACUUCUUUUUGAGGACAUUAUUGCGGAUAGCUUUCCCUUUGCAGCCAAUAGCAUUUCCUGACUUUUUCGUGGCUGAUAUUUUAACCUCCAUGGCAAAGGUGUUUUCAGAUUUGGAGCGUUCAGUUUGUAGAAUGGUAAACAGACAGGUUGCCACAAUUGCUUGGCUUGAAGCUGAUUCAGUUUGUGGUAGUCACUCAGUUGCAAUUCCAAUGGUUCUUGUUCUUCCUUAUAUGUGGCGUUUAUUGCAAUGUCUACGCCAGUAUAAAGAUACCAAAGAAAAAAACUGCCUCUUGAAUGCUCUAAAAUAUUCGACAGCAGUCCCAGUAAUUUUUCUUUCAGCCCUUAAAUAUCAUGUCUUACCUGAGAAAUGGACAAAUCUUUAUCGGCCACUGUGGCUUCUCUCAAGUGUCAUUAAUUCUCUCUAUUCAUUUUACUGGGAUAUAACCAGAGAUUGGGAUUUAAGUGGUUUUUCGCGCAUAUUCAAGUUCAACAAACCAAGUCUAGUUUCCAACCUGUUUUAUGGACGACAAUGGGUAUACUUUUGGGUAAUUGGAAGCAACUUUAUUCUGCGAUGUUCAUGGACAUACAAAUUAUCUGCGCAUCUGCGCCAUAACUACCUGACAGUGUUUACUAUCACUCUUUUGGAGAUGUUCAGGCGCUUCCAGUGGGUAUUUUUUAGAGUUGAAAAUGAGUGGAAUAAGAUUACCAGGUCUGGUGUUCAACUCACAGAGAUUCCAAGAGAGGAGGAAAAAUUGUUAGGCUCCAACAUUCAUGAUGUAUAGAGAAACUCAAGCCAACCAAAUUUUGCCAAUGUCUUCAUAUUAGCAUCAGGUCUAAUUCAAUUUUUAAGAUAAUAUUACUACUUGCAAUCCCAAGAGCAUUUUUCUUCAUGUGUUCCUGGCUUUAUCAACAUGAGGAGUUUUCAUGCAUAUGCAUGGAUGUAUGAGAUUCAUAGAUAUAGUUGAUUCCAUUGCUGAAGCAGCCCCUUAGCUCAGUGCAUGCAAAGAUGCUUUCUUCUGGAAUGGGAAGAGAUUGUAAUGAAAGGAAGUUUCAGAAGUUCAAAGAAGAUGAAGAAGCAAGCAUACAAUUGUAUGCACAUGUUCACUGUUUUUCAUUCAUGAAGAGCUGCAACAAGUAGUACUUUGAGAACAAUGGUGGCCAUGGGGGAUGGUGCAUUCUUUUUAUAUUAUUUUUUCUAUUUUUUUGUGUGUGAUUCUUUAAAUUUGAUCAGCAUUUGUACAAUAGGAACUAGUUAGCAAACAUGACUCUCGGCAUUUCAAGUAUUUGUUGUAAACAUCAUGCUAUUACACAACUUCCAGAACGUAAUUGCUACAAAAUGAAGUUCUGUUCUUAAUUGU
This is a messenger RNA of Gastrolobium bilobum, 2090 nucleotides long. RefSeq lists its product as uncharacterized. Gene Ontology annotation, cellular component: membrane; cytoplasm. Bases 249 to 1514 code for a protein of 421 amino acids. NCBI's taxonomy places the organism in Eukaryota, Viridiplantae, Streptophyta, Magnoliopsida, Fabales, Fabaceae. The transcript has 13 exons. The record is from RefSeq and is a predicted model, not a curated record.